AUGAGUAUCGUUGCUGUUGGGUCAUAUAACAGUUUCUUGUCUGGUUGGGAAUUUCAGUCUAAUGAAAACUUAGAACUAAAGUCACAACAGUUAUUUGGAUUUAAAGUUGAUAAAAAUUGUAUUAAAACUGUUGCAGUGUCUCCCCAUUAUUUAGCACUUGGAGGAACUGACGAUUUAAUAAGGUUGUAUGACUUAACAAUUAAGAGAGAGGUAUGUACAUUAAUGGAUCAUAGUGGUACAGUUAAUAAAAUUGUUAUAUUAAAUGAAGAGAUGAUCUCUUGUUCAGAUGAUGGAAAUAUUAUUUUUUACAAACUAUCACCAAAGAAAGUAGAUUUAAUUAAUAAAAUUCAUGUUAGUAAAGAUGGGGUUGUUGAUAUUGCUUUAGAUUCAACUGGAAAAAUUUGUUUAUGUAUUGGAAAAAAAUAUAUGAAAGUUGUUGACCUUUAUCGUGGAAAAGUAGCAUUUGAAACAAAGUUAACAUUUGAUCCAGAAACAAUUAAUUGGGUUCAUAAUGAUGAAUUUUUCUGUAUUUCACAUAAAAAUUUAAUAACAGUUUAUAACAGAAAGUUUGAAGAAUUUAAAAUAUUAGAAUGUAAUCCAAAACAAGUUGUACGUGUUGCUUCAUCUUUCGACAAUUUACUUAUGAUAGGAACUGAUAAAGGUGAAAUUAUUACUUGGGAUUUUAUUACUUCAGAAGAAAUUAAAGAAACAAUUGAAAAAGAAAAAGAAAUUAUAAAUAAAUUUAAUGAAUUAAAAGAAGGUGAUGAUAAUGAAAAGAAAGAAGAACAAGAGGAAGGUAUUGAUUUGAAAGAACAAAAGAGCGAUUCAGACAUUUCUUUAAAUUCAGAUGAUGAAAAAGUUGCUACUGCAAAUAUUGAAGAAAUGGAAACAAUUGAACGAACUAAAGAAAAAAUGGAAAAUGAAAAUCAAGAAGAGAAAGAAAAGGUAGAUGAAAAAAUAAAAGAUGGUAUUGAAGAUAAUAGCAUUGAAGAUGAGUUAGAUAUUGAAGAAGAUGAAAAAGAACAAGAAUAUCCUAUGAAACAAAUUAUUCAAACAGGAGAAGGAAGAAUUAGAGGAGUUCAACAAAUUAUUGUUGGGGAAUGGGUUGGAUUUGCUGUUGGAUAUUCUGACGGAAAAUUAUUAAUUAUUGAUAGAGAAGGAAAUAUUUCGUUAGAAAUGAAUACAGGAAUGAGGAUAACAGCACUUGGAGCAACAUCAUUUUAA
Entamoeba dispar SAW760 is the source of this 1224-nucleotide messenger RNA. RefSeq lists its product as uncharacterized. Bases 1 to 1224 code for a protein of 407 amino acids. Lineage: Eukaryota; Evosea; Mastigamoebida; Endamoebidae. The transcript has a single exon. The record is from RefSeq and is a predicted model, not a curated record. Gene Ontology annotation, molecular function: protein binding.